Messenger RNA from Miniopterus natalensis, 839 nucleotides. Lineage: Eukaryota; Metazoa; Chordata; Mammalia; Chiroptera; Miniopteridae. The record is from RefSeq and is a predicted model, not a curated record.
CCCAGGUCCAUGCUGGGCAGAAUGAAGGCGCAGGCGUUCGGGUUUGACCAGGUGUUUCGGGCCUAUCGGAAGGAUGACUUCGUUAUGGCUUUUUUCAAAGACCCAAAUGUUAUUCCCAAUUUGAAGUUACUUUCAGAUUCUGGACAGUGGAUUACAUUAGGAACUGAAGUGAAAAAAAUUGAAGCUAUAAAUGUUCCUUGCACACAGCUUUCAAUGUCAUUUUUUAAACGGUUAUACAAUGAAGAUAUUGUACGAGACAGUGGACAUAUAGUUAAAUGUUUAGAUUCUUUUUGUGAUCCUUUUCUCAUUUCUGAUGAGUUACGAAAGGUUUUGCUAGUGGAAGACUCAGAAAAAUAUGAAAUAUUCAGCCAACCAGACAGAGAAGAGUUCCUGUUUUGUCUUUUCAAACAUCUCUGCCUUGGUGGAGCCCUUUGUCAAUAUGAGGAUGUGCUUAAUCCAUAUCUGGAAACCACAAAGCUUAUCUAUAAGGAUCUGGUGAGUGUUCGAAAGCAUCCUCAAACCAAGGAAAUACAAAUUACCUCUUUCAUCUUUAAAGUUACAGCAUAUGAUUCUGCUGGUGUGUGCUACCCUUCAACAAAGAGUCAUGAACAGACAUUUUCUUACUUCAUUGUGGAUCCUAUCAAGCGUCAUGUUCAUGUUUUAUACCACUGUUAUGGUGUUGGAGAAAUGUCUUAACAGUAUUUUUUCAGAUUAUCUAUAUUUACUAUUUUUUUUGUAUACCAGGUUUUUAUUUUAAUACUAAUUUCUAGAUAAACAAUUACUUUGCAAGUUAAUUCAAAUAAAAUGUAAAGAACCCACUUAGAACAGGAGCAAACAAA